GAAAACAUCGAUGCUUCGAUGUUUCUUGCUAUCAGCAAGCUAAUUCAUUUUCUUUUUCGAAGGAAAUUUUACCGGUGCUAGUUCUAGUUUCGGGAGAUAAAUUGUGCUUAGUUAAGUUGACAAGAUCCUUUCCAGAGCGACAUGAGCUCGUCCGACCCCGACGACAUUCCUGGCACAUCAAAGGCGCUCGCCAAGAAGGGCUCACCACCCAGCUCCAGCAGCAGCUUCAAGUCGCAGGCUUCGCCACUGCCAAUGACCAGCAAUGGCCAUGGUUCCGGAUCCGGGGCUACUCCCACCGGUGGGCCUAGUUCCAUGGAACUCUCGGGCAGCGAGCAGGAUGACACCACCACGAGCUCUUCAUCGCCGCAGAUGAAUGGGCAUCAUCAGAAUGACUCCGGCGAGUCCGAUCUACAAAACGGAGGUGCCAUAAAUGGAACCCCUCGUCGUCGUAAACGCCGUCUUUCAUCCGGAGAUACUGCGCUCAUGGGCUGGUCGGGUGGAUUCCCAAAGUUAAAGGCCAUGACCAGCAUUGAUAACAGCUUGGAUUUGGAGCCGCAGUCGCUGGGCGAGCUGCAGGCACGGGUCAUGAGCGGAUUGAUGGUGUUUCCAAGAGUGGAACUGCAAGCUGAGGCAGAAGCAGGGCCAGCCGAACCGGCUGAAAUGGCAGAGGAGCAGCCACAGCAGCAGCAGCAGCAGCAAGAACAGCAGCAGCAGCAGCAGCAGUCGCUAGCAUCGCCUCCAUUGACGAUUAUGACAUCGCCGGUCGAGUCCUCAUUGUCCCCCAAUUCUGACAUGAUAAUGACGACAACAGGACGUGAACCUGGUGAACUAGAACUAGAAUCAAGACAGCCAAUCACUUUAGCAACUGCAACAAGUACAAAUCUAACCAUAACAACAACAACAACAACGACAGCAACAACUAGCAACAACAACAACAACAGCAACAACAGCAACAACAAUUCCAACGCAACUGGCAGUACUGCAACAACUCCAAGUCCAGAACUAGACAACCAGGAGAAUGAUGUGGAGAUGGAGCAGCCGGAGGAUAAGCAGCAGCAGCAGCAGUCGGUAAUAGAGAUUGACGACGACGACGAGGAGGCGGAGGAGGAGGAAGAGGAGGAACUUGAACCCCUGGUGGUGGCCGAGAAUGAGGGCAGCCCAAUGACGUCUGCAUCGCCGGGUCGUCGUUUCAAAACUCGCAAACGCUUAUUCAGCUCGAAUGGGAAUAAGACCAACGAGGAGGAGGAGGAGGAAGAUGAAGAUGAAGCUGAAGUCCCAAUGGCCAAAAGUCCCAAGAGUACCAAAACGGAUGGCAUUAUUUUAACCACGCCCAGUCGUUUCGCCAAGCGUGCAAAAUCACUGAAUGUCCAGAAUUCGUCGGCGGCAGUGCAACUGCGUCGUGCGCAACGCUUCAGUAGCCAGGAUCAGACCAUGCCCAUAGAAGUGGCCUCCUCUACUGCCAUCAAUAACACCGCCAAGGUGCCUGAGCCCGAACUCAAGCCUGAACCUGAGCUAGAGAACAAGCCAGAGCCUAAAAAUGAACCCAAGCCUGAUGCCCAAAUUGAGGCCAUACCGGAGAAGCUGUCCACCACUGUCUCAGCGCUGAAGUUGAAGGCCACCGACGAGUUCUAUCGCCUGCCCUUCGCCUACGGCUGGAAGCGUGAGCUUGUCCUGCCCAGCUCCAAGAAUCACAAGCGUCGCACUGGCGACGUUUUCUUCAUAGCACCCAAUGGACGCAAGCUGCGCUCACGGGAGGAUAUUGUGCCGCUGCUGACGGGCGAGCUGACCAUCGAGCACUUCUGUUUCCAGCGCCUGGCGCAAGGUGCACCGCCCGAACACGAGCUGGUGCGUCGGGCCAUGCCCUCCAAUGCGAUGCUACGCAAAACCAAACAGCAGUCAAUGGCCCAUCCGGAGCCGACCACUCCGUUGCCCAUCACCGGCAAGCGUGUGUCCAAGCCCAAAGUGCCCAAGGGGGCAAGUCCGCCGAGCGAGGGCUGGACCGCCACCAUGGCGGUCAAGGGCAACUCUCGGGUGCUGGCCAACAGCAAUGGCAGCGGCGGCGGCGGAGCUAACGCAGCCGGAACCUCGCUGUCGAGCAAGUUCACACGCAAGAGAGGCUUCAUGCCCAGACAGUCGAGGGUCGCCGCCAUAAAGAUUGCGAACUGUGUGUAUUGCCAGACUCCAUUGCCAUCUGGCUCCAAGCAGGGAUCCCUCAAGACCAACACUUGUCAGAGCUGUAUGAAGAUCAAGCGGGAGAAGGAGAGGGAAUCUGAGAGGAGCGAGUUCGAUGAUGAUCCGGAUGAUGAGGACAACGCGAGCGUCGGCAGUCUGUUGGAGAUCGGCGAGGAGAUCAAGGUGCCUGGUCAGCAUCCGCCGGCGCAGCUAUUCAAUGACCUGACACCCAGGCGCGCACUCAGGGAGCAGGAGGUGGUCGUGGUCGCCGGACGCAAGGCCAUAGCCAUUCAGGCCGAUUUGCCGCGAUCCCAAGUGAAACUGCUUCCACGCCAGCCGGAUUUAAGCGGCUACGAUCAGAUAUACAAUAAGCGCCGCAACCAGAUAUACAACAAGUCGCGCCAAGAUCUGAUGGAGAGCAUGGCUGAUGCCCACAACGGCUGUCAAGUGCUGAUGGCCAUCAUGAAAACGAUGAACCUAAAGGAACGCAUGAACAUGUCGCGUGUGUGCAAGACCUGGGCCAUGGUUGGCCGCGAGAAUGGAGUGUGGCGUUCGGUGAGCCUGCGCGACACCUAUAUCCAGAACUGGGUCUUCUGUCUGCGCGAACUGGCCCGCCACCGCACGCGCGAACUGGACAUGAUGGGCGUGAUGAUGGCCAAUCCGCAGUUGCGCAUGACCGGUGAUAUGCGUGUGCUCCGGGCCCUGCGUGUAUUGCGUACCGAUGCCAGCGAUGCGGAGUUCAUCAGCCUGGCCAUACGCAAUCUGCCGCAGUUGCUGGAACUGAGAGCCACCUGCGUGAGUCGAUCACUGAAUCUGAUGCAGUUGGAUAAGUUAACCGAGUUGCGCGUACUUCGCAUCCACAUGACGGAGCCGAAGGCCACCGUGAGUUCGUUGAACUUGCUGGCGAAACUGAAGCAUCUGACCGAGUUGAGUCUGCGUGGAGUGACCAAUCUGGGCAAUCUGAACAUGCUGGCAUUCAAGGAGCUGCCGCGUCUGGAGGUGCUGUCGCUGGGCUCCUGCCAGGAUGUGAAAUGUGAGAAGCUGGGCAGGGAGGUGCUGCCCAGCCUGAAGGCUCUGCGCUCAUUCCGCUUGGAGAACGAUCACAAGGGCAUGGCCAUGUUCCCGGUGGACGAUAUUAUGCGUGGUCUAUCCCUCGCCGGUGGCGUACGUCGCCUGGAGCUGAUCAAUGUCGAUUUGGACGGCGGUUUUAGUCCCCUGCUCGCCAGCUGUGCCACCAUAUCGGAUGUGCUACUCAUUCCCAAGUGUAUGCACAAUACGGCCAACAUGACCAAUGCCGUGAUGCAGGCCAUCAGCGACAAUGCCGAGCAGCUGAAGGUGUUCCGCCUGGGAUUGGUUACCCAGCUGUUGAGUGCCACUGGGACGCUGUAUCGUGGCAGCGGUAAGGAUGUUAUACCAGUGCGUCGUCCGGUGCCGGGAAUUCCGGACGGUGAUCACCUCAAUCACUGCUCCGCCGGCGAUAGUUGCCAGGAGUUGGACCACGGCCAGUGUGUGGCCUUUCUGCCCGUGGAGCGUCUCGAGGCCAUCUUGCACCACAUGAUGCCGCAGGCUUGGCUCUCGGUGGCCAAGGUGGCCAUGUGCGACACCACCAAGCUCAAGUUCCUGCCCCGUCCAGAGGAGAGCAGCGAUGAGAAGUUUUAGUCCUGGAUGUUACAAUGCCUAGGCGCCAUAAGUUGCAUAAGUUAGCUCAUAAGCAAUCCUAAAUCCUAAAUCCUAAACCCUCCUAGUACCAGAGAAUGGCAAGACUGAGUCUUUGAGCACCAACACACACACACACACACACCAACACACACAUAAACAUACUCAAAGGAUAUUCAACAGGAAACGAAAACAAAAUAUUUGGUUCUCAGCUCAGCGACUUUUUUUUUUUUUUUUUUAAUAUUUUUUUUUUUUUUGAUUUUUUUGUAAAUUCACUUAAAACACACUCUUUGCACGCAACUUAGACUAAACGGCGUUUCAAACGUCUCAUUUGACAUGAAAAUAACUAACAGAAACGAUGUGCUUAACGAAAUAUUUUGUUCUUGAUUUUCCCCAAACUGCUGCGACACUUUUUUUUUUUUUUUGGAUUUUUUGUAAAUUUGCCUAAAAGACAUUCGUUGCCGAAUAUUUCUUAGGCUGAACGACGUUUAAUACGUCUCAUUUGACACCUAAACACUGUUUGUUUACCUUUGAGUAUUAAUCUUCAUAUUGAAUAAACACUGUACAAUCAAACAAACUUGUAACAGGAGUAAAACGUAAUAAUAAGGAAAAUCUCCUAGAGUGGGAAAGUGUUUUCUUGACUAAAUUGAUUUAAAACGUUGAAUUUUAAAUUCAACGAUAUUUUUUAAGUACUUUAGCAUAUAAGUUAUGUUGGUCUUGGUAAGAAGUCCAGAACGAACUAUUGAAUAAAUGACAUCCCUUAGAAUAAGAAUAAUUUUAUUUUCGCCAUUCAUUUGAAAACCGUAAGUUAAGAACAUCACUUUUCGUUUAUUUCAUACAAAGACAUUGUUUUUAUUGCAUUUAAAUAUAAGCUCUUAAUAAUAAAUCUCCAAAAAUAUACAGUA
Molecule: messenger RNA, 4733 nt
Organism: Drosophila elegans
Lineage: Eukaryota; Metazoa; Arthropoda; Insecta; Diptera; Drosophilidae
Exons: 9
Coding region: 142-3831 (1229 amino acids)
Molecular function (GO): protein binding; DNA binding
Source: RefSeq, a predicted model, not a curated record